CCAAAACGCACAGUUCAUUCAGUUAACAACAGUUGGCUGUAUUGACUACUAGUGUUCGGAAUUCGAAUAUCGAUUGCUAUUUAUUUCUUUUGUUUUAUUGACUGCCAGUGUUUUGAGUUUGCAUUCAUUUCGCUUUUUGGAUUUUGCCGAUUAUAUAUCAUUACAGAUCAAAAAUGCCUCCGACCAGAGACACAGCAUGCAGCAAGAAUCAGUACAGUCGGUCUUUUAGCAACGGCACCAGUGGCAUGAGUAUGUCGGCGAAGGUGUACCACCCGGCCACAAACCUGAUGCCGCUGACCCCUCCCCACUCGCCAUCAGGAGUGACUUCCAGCUUCACAACUUCCCGACCAAACUCCACUAACACGUGGGGUCGUCAGAACAGCUACAAUGGAAAAUAUGCGUGAUGUUUUGUGAACGAUGAAAUUUGUAGGUUAUUUUUUUUUUUAUUUUAAGUAACAUUUUUAAAUUUCGAACGCAACGAACGUGGUGUUUUCUAAUUUUUUUUUUAGCGUGAAUGAAAGAUAGGUUUUCUGAAAAA
Messenger RNA from Amyelois transitella, 538 nucleotides. RefSeq lists its product as uncharacterized. The transcript has 3 exons. Bases 174 to 404 code for a protein of 76 amino acids. The record is from RefSeq and is a predicted model, not a curated record. NCBI's taxonomy places the organism in Eukaryota, Metazoa, Arthropoda, Insecta, Lepidoptera, Pyralidae.